Prorocentrum cordatum is the source of this 878-nucleotide messenger RNA. NCBI's taxonomy places the organism in Eukaryota, Dinophyceae, Prorocentrales, Prorocentraceae. The record is from the annotation of a GenBank genome assembly.
AGCGGAACCUUGUUCGCGCAGACUUGCGGGCCCGCCGUAGCCUACCCGCGCUGCUUCCCCACUCGCCUCGACCAGGACCGAUGGCGCCCAAGUUCGACCCCAACGAGGUCAAGAUCGUGAAGCUGCGGCAGUAUGGCGGUGAGGGAGGCGCCGUCAUCCGUGUUGGCACCGAAGGUCGGACCGCUGGGCAUGUCCCCCAAAAAGAUCGGCGACGAUAUCGUGAAGGGCACGUCCCAGUGGAAGGGCAUCCGCGUGACGGUGAGGCUCACGAUCCAGAACCGCGCGGCGAAGGUCGACGUGGAGCCCAACGCCACCAGUCUUAUCAUCAAGAGUCUCAAGGAGAGCCACUGCGCGACCGCAAGAAAACCAAGAACAUCAAGCACUCUGGCAACCUGACCAAGCAGCAGAUCUUCGACAUUGUGCGCCAGAUGAGGGAAAAGAGCCAGGCCAAGGAGUUCAGUGGCACCCUCAAGGAGGUCCUGGGUUCCUGCCGCGCCGUGGGCUGCACGGUGGACGGCACGGCCCCUGCCACGCUGACGCAGAUGGUCGACGACGGCGAGUUCGAGAUGCCCGAGAAGUAAGCGGCAUCAUCGGCGGCCGGGCGGCGCUUCUGGAGCAGGGGGAGCUGGGCGCGGUGUCGGCAGGUGUGUCUGCAGAUGCCCUCCCCGCCUCCCUCCCUCGCCGAUGCUCGCCGACCUGUCGCACUAGCAUGACCUGGGGCCUCCUCCUCCUCCUCGGCUCCUCUCUAGUUUCCAGCCUGCGCGAGGCCUCUUUGCACUGGACUGGGGCGUCGCUGGGGCGACGCCGCCCACGCAGAGGGGCUGGGUGGGCUUCUCGCCUGCGCGCCCUCAACUGCCACCCCCUUCGCUGACCUCCCC